Ruditapes philippinarum (Manila clam) is the source of this 672-nucleotide messenger RNA. RefSeq lists its product as uncharacterized. The transcript is spliced from 5 exons. The coding region runs from base 133 to 672 and encodes 179 amino acids. The record is from RefSeq and is a predicted model, not a curated record. Lineage: Eukaryota; Metazoa; Mollusca; Bivalvia; Venerida; Veneridae.
AUUCAUAAAAAAUGCAAUGAAACUGAAAAGUCAUUCCUCGUGUUGUCGAUAUGACGUCAUCAACGGAAUACAGUUUUGUGUAGUCCAGUCAAAGAAAAUAUUCUGUUUCAUCUUACUUUAAAGGUAGCAACAAUGGCAGAAGCAUCAAAUUCAAAGAAAAACAAUUACAGAGAAAUAUCACAAAUUGGAGUUGGAGAGAGGGCAAGGAAACGGAUGUUUGAAUGCUUGAUGUGCUCGCGAGUUGUGGCUUCAAAGCACUCAAUAGAGAAACACCUUGCUACUCAACAUAACUUGUCUCCUGUAAAACGUCUUAAAAAACUUUAUCGAUACGAUGAAAAUGUGCCAGUUCCAACACGAACAUUGUACAGAUGGAAAUCCAGUAGGAAGAUUUUGAAAGAAAAUGCUGAUCAAGGUCAGUCAAUAGAUGAGCCUCUUCCAGACUUCCCGAAAUACGUCGAGGAGCGAGCAGAAAUGAAGAAGAGGUACGAAAAUAACAGAACCGAGAGGAAAUUUAAUGAGAAAUGGAAACAGGGACGCGAAUGGUUAGUCUAUGACACGGAGAAGGGGAACAUGCGUUGCGCCGAAUGUGGUGAUUAUUACAGUGAAAAAAUAAUAACUGAAAAGAAUUUAAGUAAUACCAACACGUUUAUUCUUGGUUGCAAGAAUUUCUGA